UUGAAAGAAGUUUUUGUAACAACUUUUAAGUUUUUUUUAUUUUUGUUAUAUUUUUUUACCCAAAAUGAAUAUAAUAAAUAACCCGCUGUCCGCAAAAAAUGUGAGAAUUCACGGCAUGUCUUCCGACAAAUGGACUACAAAAGACAAGGUAACACAGUACAAAGGCUUAGUCACCUUAUACAAACGAGAUCGUCAAAUUACCGAAGUAGACAGAGCUGUAGCCAGUAAAAGGCAACUAAAAGGACUGCAAAGUCUACGAAAGGACAUUGAAAGCAGCAGACUCAAGUUACAUAACGCUGUUGGAGGCGAUAGGCAAAAAUUGCGAAAUAUAUUGAGUGACAAUCAUGAACUACAACUAGCAUAUCAAAAUUCGGAACUUGAAAAAGUUACUGAAGACAUAAUGCAGCGUAAUUUUAAUAAGCGAAAAGCUCUGGAUAAAAUAAACUACCAAAUGAGCUUAAAAUCUCAACAACUGAUUAAUUUGAAGUUAGAAGAAGCCUUGUUACAAGAUCGAACGAAGUAUGAAAGUCUUCAUAACAUCAAGGAAGAACACAUUGCCAAACUUAUAACCGGUAAAGUUCAAGAUGCUAUUUUGAAAAAGCAAGCAGCUUUGGAAAUACGACAAACGUACACACAAAUAAUCGACCUCAUGAAGAAAGACGGCCUCUAUUUUGAUGGAAUUUUGUCAGCUAUUCAAGAAGACUUCUGGUAUCAGUGUAGAUGUAUUUUAAAUGCUACCAAACAAGGACAGUUAGCCACUGAGUAUAAAAAUGACAGAGAACAAGAAUACCAAGAUUUAGAAAAAGCAAUUCUUCUCGAUAUGAAAACCCGAAAGAGGGAUUUGGAAAUCAUACACCAACAAACCAAAAUGUUGCAGUCUAAUUUAAAGCAUUUGUUAAGACGAGAUAGUGAUCUUACUACGUGUAUAGUGAAGGUUGAGGAAAGCAGCGAUUUUCAUACACUGCGAAAAGAUCUGCAACAAAUUGAAUCUACUUUACACUUUUUGCAGAAUACAACUCUAGUCAGUUCAUUUGAACAAAUCUAUCCAACUCUAGAAGAACAAAGAAAGCAGAAGAGAAGGUUGACUGCGUCCGUCGCACGAUGUCAACGUAAUACUGAGAUAAUAAUGACGAAAUUGGCUCACGCUGAACUGAUGUAUAGUACUUUGAGGAACAGUAUGGUUGACACCACUCGAGAAUACAAAAAACGAAAGGCAGAGUUAAAGGAGGCAAUAAAUGAAGAAGUGAAAAAACAGGAAUGGUAUGGGCUUUCACGCAGAAGAAAGUGCGAACUGUUAGCAAACGUAAGACUUUACUUGAAACAAAUCGAUCAAUUGUGUAAACCAAUACACCUACCCAAAGAUAUUGAGAAGAAACAAGAGGUUGUUAUAGCUGAAAGUGAAGUGUCUGUACCAGAAGCUGAGGAAACAGAUGGACACAAAAUAUUUGUCGAACUCGUAAAAAAAUUAAUGUUUUUAAUGAAUACGGCUGAUGAGUUCAUGGAUGAUCUUAAAACACAUGCUGCCUUUAAAUCUUAUGAGGCUUUGAUGAGCUGUCGCGCUAUUGAACCAGAGGUUGACGCAUUGGCUGACACAGCACGUCGAAGUAUCGUUUCAGAAGGACCAACUCAUACGUUAUUGUCACGUGACGACAUUAAAACGAAGAGCGUCGAAGUCGUUGCUAUGCAUUCUAGAAAUGAAGACUUGAUACCUAUGUUUGCAGGAAGGAAAAAGAAGAAGUGGAAGUAAACUCCUUGUUAUGUAUUUUUAUGUAGUUCAUACGCCUUAAUAAAUAUGUGCUGUUAA
Zophobas morio is the source of this 1804-nucleotide messenger RNA. RefSeq lists its product as uncharacterized. Gene Ontology annotation, cellular component: cilium; ciliary rootlet; ciliary tip. Gene Ontology annotation, biological process: outer dynein arm assembly; cilium movement. Bases 65 to 1747 code for a protein of 560 amino acids. The record is from RefSeq and is a predicted model, not a curated record. The transcript is spliced from 10 exons. Lineage: Eukaryota; Metazoa; Arthropoda; Insecta; Coleoptera; Tenebrionidae.